Molecule: messenger RNA, 3690 nt
Organism: Amoebophrya sp. A120
Lineage: Eukaryota; Dinophyceae; Syndiniales; Amoebophryaceae
Source: the annotation of a GenBank genome assembly
GUCUGAAUCGUAAAAAAAGACUCAAGAGCCACACCAUUUUUUUGUGUAGUAGCUGCAGUGGCCCGGUAGUCGUGAUUGGGGGAGAGAAGGAAUUUCUCGGAAGGGAAAGUCCAAUCGGAUCUCAUUGCAUAAAUUGCCUGAUUCAGAGCAGGACAAGAUUACCAACACUAAGACAAAGACCAACCAAAAAAUGUCGCUGUCUAAAUACAAACAAACACCCCCCCCCCCCCCGUUUCUUCCUCCUGCCCAUGUCCGAUCGCGGCGCGCACCGCCGUGGCUACCGCAGCUAUGGUUGGAUGUGCAACCGCAGUGGUACAAUAUCAAUUUUGAUGUAGCGUCGAAUGUGAAAAUUGCAUACACGUACUUUACAUCUUCAAUCACUGGACGCGGUGAGAUUAAAACGAUGCGUCCUGAAGCAAAUGGACAGGUGAUUGAUAUCCUCCUUCAAAGAAGUGUUGGUGUACUGGAUAAAGAAUUGUGGUAUCACCCCCCUCUAGAUGGGCUAAGGCGAUAGCCUUGGCCCCUGCGUGUUCAGAUGAAUCGCACAGAAAAAUUAAACAAGCUCGAAUUGAAAUAAAAUUCCAAUUCAAAUAUUACGCAGGUGCAGCAGGAGAGUACCAAGAAGGAGCCCACCUCGUCCUCGCUGGACCUCGACUACACAGGGGAAGCCGACUCAGGGCCGAGCGAGGAUGUCGAGGACAAGGACGAACAGAAAGAAAUGUAUUCCCCGGAAACCGAUGCUGAGACGCCCUCCGGCUCCUUCACCUCCAAGACCACGACCAGCGAAGCUGACAAUCAGCCGGAAUCCGAAUCGUCGACGGCUAAGAAAAUACCGGCCCAGCUCGAGAGUGACCUGCGGAUGCUCCUUCCGCUGUUCCACGCAAAACAGUCCGUGACGCAGAGUCUGGGCAUGCUGACUGCGCGGCUCGAGCACCAGGGGGUCAGCGCGUACAAGAUGAAAUUGCUCCUCGAAGCUGCGGCCGCUUUUCUUCCCCGAUCUACCAGUGCUGCUGGGAAGAGCUACCAGGUACGUCUUGUCACCGUAAGUAGAGACUGCGACGAAUGUUUAUCGGAUUGUCGUUGAGCCAGUGCCAGAUGAUUACCAGGAAUGAAUUUUGCGUACGAAGAUGAUGAACGGCAAUGGUAUUCUUGUUCAAGUUAAACUGAUGAAAAAUGCACUGAAGUUUGAAUUUGGAGUGUUUGUGUUUCCCGACCGCUUGAUGUUUAUGCGCAACUAACAUUGGAAAAAGAUUCCAACGGAAACUUCAGGACGCCGACGCAUUUAUCGUACACCUACACGCGAGUGGGCUUCUGGACGAAUUCGAGACGCUCGACAAGGACCGCAAUGGCGUUCUGGAUCUUGGGUCGGAGUUCGACGUAAAUGCAUUCGAUUUGAACAAGGAUGGAAAGGUACUUUCACACAUUCACUGCCUAUUGCCGUUGUAGCGUUGCUUCUGCCUGGGAACCUUGAGCCUGACGGUGGUGUUGCAAACAUACGGUAUGUCUCCCUCUCCUCCAUGAGGAGAAUACUUGUGCAUGAUGAUCAGGAUCAUGAUGGAAGAAAAAAUACAAAUAGACAACGACUGUCAUGAAUUUAAUAAAGUACUUUCAUUCUUCACAACCACAAGGUAAAGUUUUUUCUUCUUCUUCAGCAUGUUGAUUUUUUAUUCGGCCUCCUGAAAACAAAUAAAUAAAGGUGAAUUUGCCAGAGUUUCUCUAUUGCGGGUGCAGCAGCGAGAACCAGUGCGGCGUCAUCCUGCCCACGGAUUCGCCAGCCGCAGAGUCGGGAGGAAGUAUGUUGGAGACGCGCCCCAGUCGGAGAUCCCCCAGUUUGAGUUCGCGGCUGGCGAACACGUUCAGGCACUGCACGGACUUCACGGAUCCCGAUGAGAACUCCGCAUGGGCAUACGUGUCUGAUGACUAUCAUAACCCGAUGUCGCCUACUGAGUGGAAAACUUCAAGAAUAAGAAAACGAGCAAAAUUCGGUCUUUAGAGUCUUUAGGGUGGCCGGGAGGGGUUCCAAGAUCGACGAAACACGACGCCGGCGGCUCGACCGGCAGCGCAGAAGCAGCACGCGGCGCCCUUGGGCUCGGCCGGGUUGCAUCCGGCCGGGACAUCAUUUCGCCAACCAUCGCCACGAGGCGCCGCUUGUACUUGGAGAGAAACCGGCAGAGCCCCCUCAAUCCAAAAAGCCGGCUCUUCUUGACGGCGGCAAGCAGCAGACCUGAGCUGGGCAAUGGGGGGUCGUUACAUUUGCGGCGCCCUUUUGCUAGAGUUUGCCAAAUGCCGGGCCAUGUUUUUCGGCGCCUAAAAUAGUGCGCCCAAUUUGCACGCCCAAUCCGGACCCUUAGCAGGGCGGGACUCCCCUCGCCGACGGGCUGCAUUUUGGGCGUCCACAAUUGCGGCGCCGCGUGGCUCCAAAAUCGAUUUCCGAAUCGGGCGAACUUCAAAAAGUGCGUUUUUUGAGCAAAAAGUAAGCAAUAAAGUCCUCUGGGCGACCCCUUGCGCCAGGGGUCGCCGGAGGGGUCUGCUUUUUCAUUCUUGAAAUUUUUUCCAUCGGGAAGUGGGAAAAAAGCCGUUUCGGGAAUGGCCAAAAUCUAGGGUCUUCGCUAGGGGUCGACCCUGUUCAUUCUUGCAAUUUUUCCCAUCGGGAACUGCAAAAUUUUGCGUGAAUCACGGGCGGAAUGCAAAAAAGAGCGCCUGUAUCGAGUCCCCUGGCGAUGUCUUUGCUCGGGCAUUCCCGCAGAAGCUUGCUGUAAUAUUUCAGCAACUUCGGGUCGCUUUUCGCUUGCCUGCGGAGGCGCCGCCGCGCCUCGUCCAUUCGGACCACGCAACGACCCGAGCCCAUUGGGCCCCGGUCACGAAUGUUCCAGGAAGGGCCACACCUAGCUAACUAGUUUGGCGCGUGAGGUUGGUAGCCCUCGGCCCGUCUUCGUUGGCCGGCUCCAUGCCAGGCCUGCCUCUCCCUUUUUUCAUAUCGAGAAGUAGGCGGCCGCGAUAAAACACUCAGUGUGUCGCGUCCUCUGCUUCUGAUAGUUUUGAAGUAGUAUGCCUCGCGACCUGCCAAGCGCUAUCCAAAACAAAAACAAAAAACAGGGCGCCCGGCGCCUUACCGUUUUGAAUUCUAAACACCAAAUUUUGCUCAUUUUCUUAUUCUUGAAGUUUUCAACGUAGUAUCGCCCAUGAUGCCCCUAGGUUUUUUUACGGGGAGUCCAAGCUAUGUUCCACGGAGGAACGACCUACGUGUGCUCAGGCGGCCCUAGCCCAAUCCAAGGGAUGUGGAUCGCCGCAAUUCCGAAGAUUAAGGCUACUGCUAAGGCUAGGGCAGAGGCUAAAGCUCGGGCCGAGGCUAAGGCUGGGGCUAACGCUAUGGCCGAGGCUCUGGCUGCGGCUGAGGCUAAGCCUAGGGCUGAGGCUAACGCUAGGGCUGCGGCUGAGUGGUUCGAGCGCGGCCGCCGAGUCUUCAGAUACAAAGCGUGAAAAUUGAAAAUCCUCCACUACACCAGCAGCCACGUCAUCAGCUCCGAGUCAAUAGCUGAGAGUGUAGAAGAUCAAGUCCCGCUGAGAGUGUAGAAGAUCAAGACUUAGGGAACGGCGGAAGAAGUAGAGAAGCCUACUGAAAUAGAAGAGACAAGAACCUGUUCCUCGAUCAGAUUGGUUUACAUCUUUUCAGUCUCAGUCAUGAACAAA